Messenger RNA from Drosophila montana, 1143 nucleotides. RefSeq names its product aldo-keto reductase family 1 member B1. The transcript has a single exon. The record is from RefSeq and is a predicted model, not a curated record. Bases 130 to 1065 code for a protein of 311 amino acids. Gene Ontology annotation, cellular component: cytosol. Gene Ontology annotation, molecular function: aldose reductase (NADPH) activity. Lineage: Eukaryota; Metazoa; Arthropoda; Insecta; Diptera; Drosophilidae.
AAGACGCGCUAGUUGCUCACUAAACCUUGGACGUGCUGGAACUGAUUGCGCUAUCGAUCCGCACGAAAUUAGGAACGCGUCAACAAUCAAAAAAUAUUUAUAUUUAAUUUGUCAUUCAUUAACAACAAAAUGCCAAAAGUAGCGCCAAAAAUCAAGUUGAACAAUGGCAUCGAGAUGCCCGUGCUGGGCCUGGGCACCUGGAAAUCAUACGAAUCGGAAGCCUAUCAGGCGACACGUGACGCCAUCGACAUUGGCUAUAGACACAUAGACACCGCGUUCGUCUACGAGAACGAACAGGAGGUGGGCAAGGCGAUACGCGAGAAAAUAGCCGAGGGUGUGAUCAAGCGGGAGGAGGUGUUUGUGACAACCAAACUGGGUGGCAUACACCACGAUCCGGAGAUUGUGGAGCGUGCAUUUAGAUUGAGUCUCAGCAACCUGGGCCUGGACUAUAUUGAUCUGUAUCUGAUGCAUUUGCCAAUUGGCCAAAAGUUUCACAACGAUAACAAUGUGCAUGGCACACUGGAGCUGACCGAUGUCGACUAUUUGGAUACAUGGCGUGAAAUGGAGAAGCUUGUGGAUCUGGGACUUACCCGCAGCAUUGGCCUGUCCAAUUUCAAUGCGGCGCAAACGUUGCGCGUCCUGCAAAACUGUCGCAUCAAGCCCGUGGUCAACCAGGUGGAAUGCCAUCCGGCCUUCCAGCAGCAGCAGCUGCGCGAGCAUGCCCAGCAACAUGGUAUCGUCAUCUGCGCCUACUGCCCGCUGGCGCGCCCGCAGCCGGCGCGUCACUGGCCGCCAUUCCUGUACGAUGAGCGUGCGCAACAGCUGGCCAAGAAAUACGGCCGGACAACGGCACAGAUUUGUCUGCGUUAUCUGAUACAAAUUGGCGUCGUGCCGCUGCCGAAGUCGUCGAAUAAGGCGCGCAUUGCGGAGAAUUUUAAUGUAUUCGAUUUCGAGCUGCAGCAGGAGGAUAUGGACGCCAUGGAGAAAUAUCACACGGGCGUGCGCACAGUGCCGUUUAGCGGCAUGUCGGGUCACAAAUAUUAUCCAUUUCACGAUCAAUUCUAGAGUUACGUUUUUUAUUUAAGCAUUUAAAUAAGCUGGCUUAGUAAUUUUAAUAAACACAAAACACAGGGUUGUAUUGCA